Messenger RNA from Plenodomus lingam JN3, 684 nucleotides. Lineage: Eukaryota; Fungi; Ascomycota; Dothideomycetes; Pleosporales; Leptosphaeriaceae. The record is from RefSeq and is a predicted model, not a curated record.
AUGGCUAUCCAGAAAAUCGUUGUAAUUGGAUCAACCAACGUGCACCAUGUCACGCCAGAGUUUACCCCUUCAUCCUUAGUACAGGCCUUCGCAGGCCAGGAUCUACCGAUCAAUACAAUGUUCGGUGGAGAUAUAGAUAUGCAGAUGCAUAUCAUUGAUGCGGCCGCCGCUACAGGCGUGACGCGAUUCAUGCCGCACCAAUUUGGCCACAAACACAUUGAACAGAGAGAUCCAAAAGAGUGUAGCCAAGUACGCAGGACGGUUCAAGCGCUACCUUUCAUGGUAUCGGCACAGAACCAUUUGCGGUAUCUAGCUUGCAAAAGAGUGGGACGUGCGGUUGCUUGCAUCAUCGAGCACUGGGAUGAACUCAAAAUCACUACCUCUACGCCAGCGGUGCCAUUACAUCAGCCAACGUGCCGCGAGUGUACAGUUGGGAAUUACGAUGUGGAAGAGUGCACAAGAAAAGGGGAGGCAAGAACCGCAAAAGGAUUUCCUGAUUCUGGCAUGUUCUUGUUGGAUCGUAGUAUCCUAUACGAUGAGCUACUAAACGCUUCGGGUCCAUUUAUAUCAAAAAGCGCCAACAGAGUCCUGGGGUUAUCUGCGGAAUCAGUGAAUGAGAUUGUACAGAACGCUUCCCAUGAUCCAAACCAUCAUGGGAAGCCGGGCUGUGGUUGUUCAGCAUAA